Camelina sativa (false flax) is the source of this 932-nucleotide messenger RNA. The record is from RefSeq and is a predicted model, not a curated record. Lineage: Eukaryota; Viridiplantae; Streptophyta; Magnoliopsida; Brassicales; Brassicaceae.
UAAUGUCAUAAGAGGACCAACAACAAAAUGGUUAUAGCCUCUAGUGUCUUUUGGCAUUGUGGCUUCCACACAUAUCUCAUAGACAUUACACAACACAUGCAUGUCUUUAUAAAUAUUUACACCUCACCCUUCAAUACCCACCCAACUAUCUUUCUCUCUCUCUCUCUCCAAACACAACCAAAAGCAUUUCUCUCAAAUUCACCCAAACACAAAAAAAAAUGGCUAUCCUCAAGAAAUCUACAAAACUCGCUCAAACAGCAAUGCUUAGGCAGAUUCUGAAGAGAUGUUCAAGCUUGGGUAAGAAGAACGGAGGAGGAGGAUAUAUAGAAAGUGAUCUCCCGCUUGAUGUACCAAAGGGACACUUCCCUGUCUACGUAGGAAACAACAGGAGCAGAUACAUAGUUCCUAUCUCCUUCUUGACCAAUCUUGAUUUCCAAUGUCUCCUUAGAAGAGCUGAGGAAGAGUUUGGUUUUGAUCAUGACAUGGGUCUCACCAUUCCUUGUGACGAACUCUUCUUUCAAGAUCUGACUUCUAUGAUCCGAUGAGAUCUCAAAAGUUCAUAGAACAAAACUAAGAAGAAGAAGAAGAAGUAAGCUAAAGGUGACUGAGAUCGAGAUGGGUAAAGAUGAAGUUUUUUUUUUUUUUUUUUUUAUUAGCUUCUCUCUUUUUUUAAAACAUCCUCUCUCUUUCCUUUAGUUUAAUGACUCUUCGAUGUCUUUCCUAUAUUCUCUCUGUUUUUUUUUUCGUUUCUAUUUUUAAGCUCAUCUUGGGUCUUUUUUACGGGUCAAUAAAUUUGACUCGGAUAUGAAAUUUUUUUGGGUUCAGAUCUGUCAAGAUAGCUUGUAAUGUUUUCCUAUUUGGUUUGUUAUUGAACUUGUGAGAGAGGUUAAUUAUGAUUUUUGAUGAUUAAUGUACCUUUACUAUUAAAUUUA